Cavenderia fasciculata is the source of this 873-nucleotide messenger RNA. RefSeq lists its product as uncharacterized. The record is from RefSeq and is a predicted model, not a curated record. Bases 1 to 873 code for a protein of 290 amino acids. Lineage: Eukaryota; Evosea; Eumycetozoa; Acytosteliales; Cavenderiaceae. The transcript has 2 exons.
AUGAAACAACAAUUAAUAACAACACUUUUAUUGAUAUGUGUUUUUUACAACAUUCAACCUUUAAAUGCUCAAUUAACAAGUAACAAUUGUACAUUUACCGAUAGUAAUGGUUAUUAUUAUGACUUGACACAAUUAACAGGGGAAGAUUAUACAAUUUACCCAGUUCAAAGUAAAUGGGCAUCACAAUGGAAACUUGUUUAUUCAGUUUGUGGAUUGAGUAAAUAUUGUUCGGCUGUAUUCCCAGAUGGCCAAGGAUGUCAAUUCUGGGCACCCAAUCCUUCGAAAUAUAUUGGUUUGUCGGGACUCGCCUCAACACAAACCUUUGAAACAUUGACAACUAGUGUUGGAGAAGGUCUCAUCUUGUCAUCGAGAGCCAACCCCAAGACUGUUGGAGGCUGUCAAGAUGGAGUAUUCUUAAACGUCCAUUUCCUAUGCUCCGAGUCAACACCCAUCACACAACCAACGGCUGUCGAGGACCCCCAAUGUACAUACACUGUCCAAGUACCAACACUCUCAGCAUGUCCAUUUGGCGGAUCAAACGUUCACCCCAUUCCAUCAGGUACCGUUGAAAUCGAUUGUCAAGAGACUGCCACUGGUAUGACUGUCGACGGUCAACCCUACACUUCGUAUGAAUGCACUGUCAUCAAUACAUCGAGUAGUUUCCAAGAAGUAGCACUCUAUGCCUACACUGGAGAACAACAAUUAUCCAAAGUAUGGGGUCAAUUUAGACCAGCCAAUGGUGAAACAGGUCUCGGUAUUUGGUAUCCAAAGAACGGUAUCUCUCCAAUGAAGCCUGAAACUGCCGCCUUUUUUGGAUACAUGACAAUCAAUUCAACCACUCAAAUUAAAUUUUUACCUGUAUCAUUUAAAUAA